GCAAUUUACGCAGCCGAAUAACAUUCGUGGACCGAUCGCCGUUUCGAGAAGGGGACUUUCUUUGCACGUUGCACAAUGCCAGGAAACAUUUUGCUGUGGAUUAUCCUUGGAUUUUUCGGUCUAGAAAUCACCGAAGGACAAAUUUCAUGCUAUCAGUGCAACGUAGACAAGGCAAGACUUUCAAACGAUUGCAGUGAUCCUUACGUACCGUCCCCCUUGCACCACUUACUCCCUUGUCCUGAAACAGAGCCUCAUCAUUGUUUGAAGGCUGCAAUUUUUUAUAAUAAUCACCACUUCACCGUGAGGGCUUGCAUGCCAUCUAGGUCGCUGGAUACGUAUUGCGCGGCUGAUAAAUUUGCCAGUUCCUUUUCCGGGGCAGAAAUAAGCUGUUAUUACUGCGAAUACGAUGCUUGCAACCAUUCCACUCCCCGAGUCAAGCCUGCCGGUGAAUUAGCAUUGGGUCUGUUUGCUAUUGUCGUUUUGAAAUCAGCAGGUCCUAUUAUCGGCUAG
Molecule: messenger RNA, 510 nt
Organism: Neodiprion fabricii
Lineage: Eukaryota; Metazoa; Arthropoda; Insecta; Hymenoptera; Diprionidae
Exons: 3
Coding region: 76-510 (144 amino acids)
Biological process (GO): sleep; regulation of synaptic transmission, cholinergic; positive regulation of voltage-gated potassium channel activity
Source: RefSeq, a predicted model, not a curated record